This is a messenger RNA of Oreochromis niloticus (Nile tilapia), 6360 nucleotides long. It is a transcript of the gene nrg3a, whose product is annotated as neuregulin 3a. NCBI's taxonomy places the organism in Eukaryota, Metazoa, Chordata, Actinopteri, Cichliformes, Cichlidae. The record is from RefSeq and is a predicted model, not a curated record. The coding region runs from base 1756 to 3915 and encodes 719 amino acids. The transcript has 10 exons. Gene Ontology annotation, biological process: animal organ development; nervous system development; intracellular signal transduction. Gene Ontology annotation, molecular function: chemorepellent activity.
UCUGUCUCUCUUUCGCACUCUCUCUCUUCUCUCGCUCAACCAGUGUGCACUCUGCUCUGUCUGUGCCUGCAUUUUUUUCCCCCUUCUCUUUCGUUCUUGGUCUCUCAGUGGCGGCAGCUCAGGGAAGCAGCUGCAUGUUUGUCUGCAUCCCAAUUGCCACAGGUAAAGACAGCUGUAUCGUCUGAUGUUGCUAACCCCGAGGGGGGUUGGGGAGCCUUUGCUGCUGCGGCUGCAAGUUCUCAUCCCGGCGCGGGGCGCACAUUUCUAAUCAUCUCGAAGAACGCAUCCUAGAGGGAACGACGAGCAGAGGACCCCAGCAAACAGACCAACAAAUCACACACUGACUGGAAAGAGCACAGGCUUCCAGGGACUGAGGAAAAAAACACUUCUCAGAAAAAGAAUCAAUGGGAUAUAUUUUCAACGUUGUGGUGUCCUGUUUAUGAUUUUCCUCUUUCCUCGUGUUUUCUAUUCUUUUGCUUUCAAUUCUUUUUGUCUUCUCCAUGCUUCUCAUCCUCUUCCUUUCACAAUUUAUUCCUCUGUGCCGGAAUGCUCCCUGCAAAUAGAUGAGAAGAGGCUUUCUGUGCGCUUGCUGCAGUAUUAACAAACAGUACACUGAGUCAGUAGAGAGCUGAGCGGACAGCUUGGGGAAAUCUGAUCCACAGCCGGCUGGAGAAGGAGCAGGAUCACGCGUCGCAGUUGCAGAUUUAUCCGCCCUGUGAUACUGUGCAACAACACCCCUCAUUCUUUUCCCCCCAUCAUCCAUCUCUCUGUCCUCAUCUUGAGUGUUUCUUUUUGACUGGAUCAAGAAAAUUAAUUGGAUUCUACUGCUUUAUUUUUAGCCUUAUUGGAAUAUUGUACAUAUAAAAAGGAGCAAAGAGGGUUUGGAUUUUUUUAGGUGAAACGGAGGAGGCUGCUUGAAAAGCAAUGGGUGAGAAAGAUUAGCAGAUUAUCAUAGGAGAGUGUUGAAAAGACGCAUAAGCGAUACACGUCUUACUGAGCACUCUUUUUUAGUUAUGAAAGAGACAGAUUUUGGGAUGUGAAGGACGCUGACUCGGCUAAAGCAGUCGGAACAGACCGCAUCAGGAAACAUUUUUUUUUCUUUUUUUUUUGGUCCUGCCCAGGGUGGGGAAGCAACUAGACCCACCCUGCAAGUUUAACUCUCUGAUUCGAUAUUACUGUCCCGUCGUGGAUUCUACAUGGAGGGGACACAUUCGGCAUGUUAAGGAAAACUGUUGUGGAUUCUUUUUCUCCUUUUAUGCUGCAAUGGCAUCCAAAUACUGAUGCCAUGGAUUUCCUACACGUACAGAUGUAAAUCUGUUUCUUCCCAUCCAUCUCUCCCUUCCAUCUCUCCUUGUCUCUCCCUAUUAGAGGCAUCACUUCUUCCAUUUUUCCUCUUGUUAACCCUGCUGUGAAGACUAUUGGAGUUCACUGUUGCUUCAGCUGGACAUUGAGAGUUGGGCAGGACUAAACACGGACUAAACACUUCUACAUCUAUGCCAGCUCUUCAAAUUCUCUCUGGGUGUCUCUGCGUGUGAGUGUGUGUGCUUGAGCGUUUGUGAUUGUGUGUAUGCAUGUACCUCCUGCACCCCUUUUCCUCUCUGUCCAUCCUGGAAUACAUAUUUUUGUGUGUGUGCUACUGAGAGUCAGAUUCUGUGGGGUCCAUUCCUUCAAAUUUCCAUUUGUGUUUUUUCUUCUGGCCUUGUUGGAAACCUUUCUGCCAUGUGCAAACGAUGCCUAUCACAGAGUUAACCCUUAAUGAGCCAUAAAGGACGACAGGGAAUGAUGAGUGAGUGUUCUGGGGCAGCUGCAUCUGGGGCAGUAAUCCUGGAGGAACCUGAAGGUUCGGGGGCUUCUGCUGGCCGUGGAGAGGGCCAGGCCCAGGAACAGGGUCCCCUUCGCUGUGCAGUUUGGCCUCGCCAGCAAACAUGGCUGUGUGUGGUUCCAUUACUUAUUGGUUUUAUUGGCCUUGGAUUGAGCCUGAUGCUGCUGAAAUGGAUUGUUGUUGGUACAGUGAGGGAUUACGUCCCAACAGAUCUAGUGGAUGCAAAUAGAAUAGGACAAGAUCCCAUCUUCCUCUCCAAGCCAAGUGGGAUUCCCAAGAGCCCCGAUACUACCACUACUACAACUACUCCUACAAUCGAUAGCAGGAACCCCACUGCUAGAACUGCUACUGUGGCAAAAGGUAGAACUCGCACUACUGCUACCACCACAACUAUAAAUGCUAGAGGGGGCGGGGCGUCAGGCAGUCAGGUAACUCCUCGGAAUCCUGGAAGUCAUAAUGGACGUGGACCUUCGGGUUUUACCACGACUACUUCAGCACCACGUACAACUUUCAUAAUUGGAGCUGCAACAUCUAGCUCCUCACCGCCCAAUCCAACGGUUCUUCAUGACUCUACACAGAUGUGGACGGCAGAACAUACUACUACAGAGACGAUCUCCACCACACUCACCACGCGUACGCAUAGUCACCACAAAACCCCAUCUCCAACUGUCCCUCCGCUACGCUCAGAGCAUUUCAAGCCCUGUCAUGAGAAGGACUUGGCCUACUGCCUAAAUGGUGGCGAAUGCUUUGUCAUCGAGACACUCAGCGGGCCUCACAAACACUGCAAGUGUCGAGAAGGAUACCAAGGAAUCCGCUGUGACCAGUUUCUGCCCAAGACUGACUCCAUCCUGUCAGACCCAAUUGAUCACUUGGGCAUCGAGUUUAUGGAGAGCAAAGAGGUGUAUAAGAGACAGGUGCUGUCAAUCACAUCCAUCGCCAUGGCAAUUAGUCUCCUGGGAACGCUGUGCAUGGCCCUCUACUGCCGCAACAAGAGGCGCAGAGAAAAACUCCAGGCCCACCUGAAGGAGAGUCGCAGUUUGAAAAACUACACUACUAGUUCCCAUAAUGCCCUAGAAGCCAAAAUGAGGGCUUCUAACACCAACCUGCAAAUUCAUGAGUACUGCAAACGGCCAUCCCAGUCUCGCCAGGGAAACGUCUGCGAGUCCAGCUUUUCACACUGCAACAUCACGACUACGCCACCCAGAAGCUCCAGAGGCACAGUAAAACAUCACAGAAGCAGUUCCCUGUCUCACAGCCCCGACCAGAGAAUCCGGGCAGCCCAUUGGUCAGCUCCUCGCCGGACUCCACCCAUACCCAAAGGAAGAUUAAACCCAAUUGGAGUUUCCAAGUAUUCUGGCCCCGCCUACCAGCACCUUCAGGAAGUGGACUCAUCUGAGAAGGAAGCAGAAGCACAAAGAGGUGUCCAAGUGCAGGGAGAGAACCAGUGUGAUGACACCAGACAAGAUGCCUUCCUACAUAUGCAAGCUCCUGCGAUGGAGGCAUUGUCGCCAUCGCCUUGGAGCGGCUGCGUGGAGGUACGCGCACAUCUGUGUCCUCCAUCCGAGCACAACGAACCCAAUCCCACCACCCGCAGCCUGAGAAGGCCGGGACGCCGUCAAAGCCACUCCCCACCUCCCCCGUUCCGCUCCUGCUCUAUCCCCAUCAUUCCAUCUGUGCAGUGUCACCAUGACAAUGAGGUGUCUUGCAUGCAAACCACCCCAGCGACCACAACGAUGUCAGUCACCUGUGGGGCCACGCCUUGCAAGGAGGAGAACAAAGAGAAGGCAGCGCACGCCGCGUUGUUUUCAUCUUCCUGCUCGUCUGCCAUUGGACGGCAGCAGGACGAGGUGGCCCUGCUGCUUGAAGAGGCACAGGAGCAACUCAGGGCGUUGGCGCUGGCUCACAGGAAGCAGGAGGGGGGCGGAGUCUUCACCAGCACCUCGACGGUUGCGCUGGUGGAAGCCAGAGAAACUGUUUGCUUCCUGAACGUUAACGGAGGAAGUGUCGGGGCGCUGAGCUGUAACGGACCCACGCAGACCCAGCUACUCAGCCCCAGCCUAUCACACAGAGACCUGGGCCAAACCGGCCAAUGAGAGGGCGCGAUUUAGGACAUUCACUUACUGUUUUACACUGUCUGACAGACUCUGGUGUUCUGCAUCUGUGGGAUGAGAAUGAAAAUGCUGAAUUAAAAAAUAAAAAAUAAAAAUGUAAUAUCAUGGAUAAUCUGAAAAUGUGCUGAUGAUAUGCAUACUGUAUGUACACGAGCAUACAAACACUUCUCGAGUGGCCGCCUUUACACCGCCUGACAGUAUGGAAAAAGAAAAAAAUAUUUACAUGCAUUUAUUUACGAAACAAGAGAAACACUUCUACUUAGACAAAAAGAAACCAAAUAGUCUGUCAAAUCCAUGGUGUUUUUAAUUGUAAAAAGAAUAUAUAAAUAUAUAUAUAUAAAUAUAUAUGGAUAUAAAUAUAUGGAAUUCAAAAGUGACCAAGUAAAAGUUGAAGAACACAGGAAUGAUGUAACUAUUUUUGUUUGUUUUUUUCGUUCUCUCGGUUUUGUAUUCUCACAUUUUGGUUCUGGCUCGAUGAAGAACUCCAUUAAUGUCCCGCCGCACGUCCACAAGUCGUGAAUCGGAUCCUGCGAGCCUGCGCGGAAUCAAAAACGACUAACGAGAAAAAGGAGCCACCACACCAUUUUCACCCCCCUUUGCCUUUUGAAAAACUGUUACCCAGCCAAGAAUUACAACACAGCCGUCUGUGGUAAUCAAAAACACUUUGAGGAUUUACGACGCAAAACAAAAACUCCCCAGCUUUGUGUGUGCGCGUGUGUGUGUCUGUGCUGGGAAGCCACGAGGGAAGAGACAAAGAAAAACUAGGGUUUCUUUUGGAGCUACUCGGAUUUGGGAGGGCAGAUUGUUGAGAUACUGACUCCGGUUUGGCCAGUGUUGGAAACCAGUCUAGAUUAUUUUUGUUUUUAUUACAAAUUAUAUUUUCACACUCAUAUGCACACACGCUCGCCUGUGAAUUAUUAUUUGGUUGCUUGAACGAAUGAACAGAAGGACUGAGAAGGACAGUGGGCUGCAGGGCUCUACGGGAGUGAAUGUUUGUUUUGUUUUCCAUUUUUUUGGUUGUUAAUGAACAAUGCUGCUUUCUGGGGCUGAUGGGAGGGACAACCACAUGGUUUUGGUAUUGAAACAAGAAAUAAAUGUCUCUAUGUUGUAUCCUAUGAAUUGGAAGCUUUUGAAUCUCUGUAUGAAGUUACAGCCAAAUGUCUCUGGUGUCACAAAGUAUAAAAACAAUGGUUGCAAUUCUGGUAAAGAGUUUUCCAAAAUAACUGUUGUUUUGAUUGAUUGCUUGAAAGACAGCAACCUGCCCGUAAAUGCAUGCUGGAUAACAUCACUCUGAGGGUUUACACUGACAGUGUUACUUUUGACCUUUUCACAACUUCACCAGCUUGAAGACAUCUGGGAUCAGCAUUCAUGAAGCACUUUAUUUUGUGGAGCUCCUGGUUUUCUGUGCACUGAAUACCAAAAUGUUUGAAAACACGGUGUCAUUUCCAAAUUCCAUCUUCUCCAUUUGUGGACAGCUACAGCCAUGUUUAAAAAUUAAGCUAAAGACUCAUCAAGCAAGCAGGCAAGAGGUGCACUAAGUAGGAGAUGUACCAAAUUUGAAUCAGAUGUGGUGUUUACUUUUUAAUGAAUUGGCCUUCAUAAAAAUGUGCACAACUGUGGGAAAGCACAGGAAUUUGUUUUUCAGGCAGAGAAAAGCAGCAUGUGUCUGGGAAUGUGUUGGGAUUCAAUCAAAUCCUUUUGGCACAACUGCAAACUUAUAUAAAACCUAACAAAAUGAAAUAGAAUCAAUAGUUAAUAGCAUUUUAAAUAAAGUAUAUUAGACUCAAGAAUAAAUGCAACUUAAUUGUAAAAGUGAACUAAAUCUUGAACUUUGCACAGAAAAAAAGUAGCAAGAUACACUUCUUCUUCUUCGACGUGGCUUUAAAGCCAUCAGAAUCUCUAAAACAAGGAAAUGAUGACCUGCUUUUAGAGUUUUGCUAGUACAUAUGAGCCAAACAUGACCUGUAAUUUAUUGCUUUAUGUUUCCAGACACAGAUUCUCAUAUGUAUGAAUCACACUGACAUAUUUCCCACAUCCUAAAAAGGGGGGGGAAAUCCACAAUUGGUGGUUUUGUUGGUGGUGGAAAUCAUUUUGUUGUUUGCAGCAGAGACUCCAGUUCAACAGUUCAAGUCACAAACUUCAAAGAUUUUCACACAUUGUUUGUGUUUCUUUUUUAUUGUGUUAUUAAUUCAAACUGCAUUAGUAAGAUGUAGGUGUUUUAAACUACUGGGUUAGGUCUACUUAAAACUACAAUAACUCCAAUUCUUUCAAGCACGGUUUCUUGGUUGCCAUGGUGAUGCAUCCCUGAUAUGUGCUCCCAACAUAAAACUUACUUCUGUUUAUAACUAUUCUAAAAAUAAAUUUACUUAUAAAGUCGCUUUUUUGCAUGACAGUCAGCACGGCAUCUUUUCAUGACUAUUUCACAGU